Messenger RNA from Phycomyces blakesleeanus NRRL 1555(-), 1659 nucleotides. RefSeq lists its product as hypothetical. Gene Ontology annotation, cellular component: mitochondrial inner membrane. Gene Ontology annotation, molecular function: protoporphyrinogen oxidase activity, oxygen as acceptor. Lineage: Eukaryota; Fungi; Mucoromycota; Mucoromycetes; Mucorales; Phycomycetaceae. The record is from RefSeq and is a predicted model, not a curated record. The transcript is spliced from 3 exons. Gene Ontology annotation, biological process: heme biosynthetic process. Bases 1 to 1659 code for a protein of 552 amino acids.
AUGACAACAAGAAUAGCAGUUUUAGGAGGAGGUAUCUCUGGACUCUCUGCAGCAUUCUACCUUUCUCGACUGGUUCCAGAAACAACAAAGAUUGUCUUGAUUGAAGGCAGCGAUCGCGCUGGUGGAUGGAUUCGUAGUCAAAGAGUAUCGCCGGGAACUUACCUCUCAACUCCAAAUGACAACACUCCCCAAAAUCCAGAAGAUGUUCUUUUGGAAGUUGGUCCACGAAGUCUUCGGCCAGUAGGACCUGGUGGAACUAUUGUUCUUGACAUGAUUAGUCAAUUGAAUCUUCAACCAGAGGUCAUGAGUGUUCCAAAAACAGAUCCGUCGGCAAAGAAUCGUUACAUCUACUACGAUGAUCAGAUCAACACCUUACCUUCUUCGUUGCCUUCUCUCUUGUUCAAACCUUCUCCCCCGGUUUUCAAAUCCGUCAUUCAGUCUAUCGUCAAUGAAUUCCAUGCACCACCUGGAUCUGCGGACUGGGCCCACGACGUCGAUGCAGACGAGUCGUUGUAUUCGUUUGUCGAGCGCCGGUUCAACAGACACGUUGCCCUGAAUCUGGUGGGUGCAAUUACGCACGGUGUUUAUGCAGGGGACGCCAAGAAUCUGUCAGUCAAAUCGACCUUUCGAGUUCUCUGCGAAAACGAAAAGGUCCAUGGUAGUGUAGUCAAGGGCAUGAUUAAAGGUGGCGUGGAUCUCCAGACUGCCAAUGACAAGAAGAUGGUCAGGGAAUGUCUCGAGAAUCCCGGCAGCACUGAACAACAAAAGACUUGGAUUCAAGACAUGGCCGGUCAGAGUGUGAUUGGGUUCAAGAAUGGCACCGAGACCCUGACGAAGUCAUUGAGAGAUUGGCUAGUUAACCAGCCGAAUGUUGAAUUGGUGACCGGAGAACAAGUCAGCUCGGUUGAACUGACGUCUUCGAACAAUGAGUGCAAGGUAACGACUACCAAGGGAACACACUUUGCAGAUCAUGUAAUUUCUACCUUGCCUGCAAAUGUAUUGGACAAGGUAUUGGCCAAGACUCCACUAAUGCAUCUUAAAGAGACGCCUGGAGUGGAUGUUGGAGUAGUGAAUCUGGUGUACGAUCCAUAUACAGUCCAACUGCCGUAUGAUGGCUUUGGAUUCCUGACUCCACACCCAGAUUCAGACUACAAACUUCCUGUGCCUGGUACACUUGGGGUUGUGUUUGAUUCGAAUGCGAUGCGUGGUCAAGAUCAAAAACAAAACCAGGCAAACUCUGUUGGCGGAGGGGAAGAUCCUGUCAAGAUGACUGUGAUGAUUGGCGGGCACCAGUGGCAGAAGACGUUUGGCGGCCGGUCAGUCGGGCAAGUCAGUCCUGAUGAGGUACUGGAAUAUGCUCAAAAGGGAGUUCAGACCUACCUUGGGAUCGAUGCCAACCCGACCCAUAAGAUGGCCAAUGUUUUGUCGAGUUGUAUUCCUCAAUACAGGGUAGGCCACGAGGCUCGGCUCAGACAACUGGAUAGACAGACAAGUGAUCUCUACAGAGGAAGGCUUAGCUUGGCAGGAGCUAGUUACCUUGGUGUGAGUGUUCCUGAUUGUAUAAAAAAUAGCCGAGAGUUGGCUGAGAAUCUGGUGAGAUCCAGUAUAUUUGGUCACUCGAAACUUGUCACUGGUCUUGAAAGAAUCCGAGUACCUUAA